AUGAAAGAAGGCAAACACUCUCUCAUCGGAGCCAUCGACCAAGGCACUAGCUCCACUAGGUUUAUGUUGUUUGACAGUGUGACAAGAAAUGCGAUUUGUCAUCACCAGAUCGCCACCACUCCUCUGCAUCCACAAAAAGGAUGGUUUGAGUUAGACCCUGUCGCAUUGUUGGACGACACCCGCAGCUGCAUCGAGAAAGCUUGUGCCAAACUGGCCGAGUACGGCUACGAGAUGUCCGACAUCAAAGCGGUCGGCGUCACUAACCAGCGUGAGACAACCAUCGCCUGGGAUUGCACCACCGGCACUCCGUUGUACAAUGCCAUCGUCUGGAGCGACAUUCGUACCGAGGGCUUAGCCAAGUCUAUCUGUGCUCAGUUUCCAAACGAAGGCAAGGAUCACUGGAAAAAGGUCACCGGGCUUCCAGUGAACCCGUACUUCAGCGCCCUGAAGUUGCGAUGGCUGUUCGACAACGUUCCGGCAGUGAACAAGGCGAUCGUCGACAAACGUUGUUUAUGCGGUGAGUACAGCGGCAUUGCCUUUCUUCAGUGCACGUCCUCGUUUUGGCUGGUUUUGUAUUAA
This is a messenger RNA of Soboliphyme baturini, 579 nucleotides long. The record is from the annotation of a GenBank genome assembly. NCBI's taxonomy places the organism in Eukaryota, Metazoa, Nematoda, Enoplea, Dioctophymatida, Soboliphymatidae.